CGGCGGGACUCAGCGGCGGACGGGAAGGCCGGAGCCGGUGUGGGUGUCCCGCGGCGUCGCUCCCCUCGCUCGCUGCGCCCCUGCGCUUGUGGUUCCGCCUGCCUGCUUGUGGCUCAGCGCGCCCGGCCUGCUCUCCGCUGCCUCCCCGGAUCUCUUAGUCUGAACCCGGGUGUGUUUGCACUACUAGAGGCACGCUAAAAAAAUCCCUCUAAGAAUGAAAUAUGACUGAUGACUCUCAGAGAAACUUUCGCUCAGUCUACUAUGAGAAAGUUGGGUUUCGUGGAGUUGAAGAAAAGAAAUCACUGGAAAUCCUCCUGAAAGAUGACCCUUUGGACAUUGAGAAGCUUUGCACCUUCAGCCAGAGGUUCCCUCUCCCGUCCAUGUACCGUGCAUUGGUAUGGAAGGUGCUUCUAGGGAUAUUGCCUCCACACCAUGACUCUCAUGCCCAGGUGAUGGCCUAUCGCAAAGAUCAGUACUCUGAUGUCCUUCAUGCCCUGACAGUAAUCCGCUUCAUCAGUGACACCACGCCUCAGGCUGAAGUGUUUCUUCGCAUGUAUCAGCUUGAGUCUGGGAAGUUGCCUCGAAGUCCCUCUUUUCCGCUGGUAGAACAGCAUUUUAAAGCUGUGCAUGGAAGCUUUGACAUAAAUCAGACGUUUUGUGAGCCCACGGAGUUCCCCAGUAUUCACACUGACACAUAUUCCAAAAUGGAGCCAGAGGAUGAAGCCUUUCUUGCCAUCACUAAAGCCAUGGAAGAGAUGGUGGAGGAUAGCGUCGACUGUUACUGGAUCACCCGAUGCUUCGUGAAGCAGUUUCAUAGCAAGUUCCGGGAUUCCUUACCUCAGCUGCCCAAGGCUUUUGAACAGUACUUGAAUCUGGAAGAUAGUAGGCUGCUGAGUCACCUGAAGACAUGUUCUGCGGUGUCCAAACUUCCUUAUGAUCUCUGGUUCAAAAGGUGCUUCGCAGGAUGCCUGCCUGAGUCCAGUUUACAGAGGGUCUGGGAUAAAGUUGUCAGUGGAUCCUGUAAGAUCCUAGUGUUUGUAGCAGUAGAAAUAUUAUUAACCUUUAAAAUAAAAGUCAUGGCAUUGAACAGUGUGGAGAAGAUAACAGAGUUCCUGGAAAACAUUCCUCAGGACAGCUCAGACGCUAUUGUCAGCAAGGCCAUCGACUUGUGGCACAAACACUGUGGGACCCCCGUCCACUCAGCCUGACAGCUUGUGACUUCGUGGACAGUCUGCAGGCGCUCCCUGAGCACUCUGUCCAUGCCACUCGGUCACUGACUGUUUGGAAAUGGGAAUCUUGCUGUGGUGCUCAAAGUGCAACCCCCACCCCACUCAGUGAAAUAAUUCAGUCGCAGUGCCUGGGGCAGCCAUGCUGUGAAGCAGCUUCUCUUGGUGACACUGACACAGCUCUGGGAUGGUGUUUAAAGGGUGGUCAGGAAGUCCUCCAGGUUCUUAGGCAGCUCAGCUUAGGUGCAGCCUGCAUAUGCUAAUGUAAGGUACAGGCGAAGCCCUGCCUCCCUCUAAUGAGCACCAGGCACAGGUACCUAGAAAGGCCUCUUUCUGGAAAAAGAACUCUUUCCUCUCAUCCUCUCUUCCCCUCCCCUCUUCUCCCCUCUCCUCUCCUCUCCUUCCCUCCCUUCCCCUCUCUUCCUCUCUGUCUCUCUCUGUCUCUCUCUCUCUCUCUUUUCUUUUUGUUUGU
Molecule: messenger RNA, 1698 nt
Organism: Mesocricetus auratus (golden hamster)
Lineage: Eukaryota; Metazoa; Chordata; Mammalia; Rodentia; Cricetidae
Gene: Tbc1d7
Product: TBC1 domain family member 7
Exons: 9
Coding region: 222-1208 (328 amino acids)
Biological process (GO): negative regulation of TOR signaling; activation of GTPase activity
Molecular function (GO): GTPase activator activity
Source: RefSeq, a predicted model, not a curated record